Messenger RNA from Beta vulgaris subsp. vulgaris (sugar beet), 2744 nucleotides. Its product is annotated as protein NUCLEOLAR FACTOR 1. Bases 262 to 2553 code for a protein of 763 amino acids. The record is from RefSeq and is a predicted model, not a curated record. Gene Ontology annotation, cellular component: small-subunit processome; nucleolus. Gene Ontology annotation, molecular function: rRNA binding; U3 snoRNA binding. Gene Ontology annotation, biological process: maturation of SSU-rRNA from tricistronic rRNA transcript (SSU-rRNA, 5.8S rRNA, LSU-rRNA). NCBI's taxonomy places the organism in Eukaryota, Viridiplantae, Streptophyta, Magnoliopsida, Caryophyllales, Amaranthaceae. The transcript has 26 exons.
AAUCUCACGGUGACGAGCCCAACUCAUAAACAAGCACAUUUCUUUAGAACCUCUAAACCUCUAAACCACCUCUAAAACCUCUCAUACGCAAAUUCAUCUCUCAUUUUCUGCCCACUGCCACAGUGGCACAGUGCCCAGUCAAUAUUCACCACACCGGCACCGCCGCACCGGCACCGUAGCCUCCUCCGACCAGCCCGCGCCCCGCAGUCUGCUCGUCACCGGUCAGGCGGUCACCGCGUCAGGUGCAUAAUUAAGUAAACUAUGGCCAAGCGAUUUAGCAGGAGUCAAGGUUUUAGAGGUCCCAGAACGCUUGCCAAGUGCAGGACUAUUAGUAAGAAUGGUAAGAAGGGUCGUCGAACAGAAUACGAGGAUGCUGUAGACAAGCACACUGGUUCCCUAGAUGAUAUAUACAAGAAGCAUGGGAAGACUACAGUUUCUUCUGAAGAUGAUGAGGAUGUGGAGGAAGGAGAUGAAUACGAUGAAGAAGAGGAGGAAGAGGAGGAGGAAGAAUUAGAGCUUUAUAGUGAGCCUUCUGUUUAUGAUAGUUUACUUAACAAACUGGAUAGUGGUAGCAACCUGCGUGCAGAUGGGAACCAAAAAAGAGAAAGAUGCAUCGAAAAUGGAACUGAUUCUGAAGAACAGAGUGAUUACAAGGAUGGCGACAAAGAUGAUAUUAAAGGUUUAGAUAACAAUUUUGGAACAACUAAUGGGAUGCGUGAUGCCCUGAUAUCAAGUGAUGAUGAGGCUACUGAUGUGGGAUUGGAUUAUGACGAUGUCUCUGAAGCUGAGAUAUUUUUAACAGAAGACAUUGCCGAAGGUCUUGUUACUUCAUCCCAAAGCCAAAGUAGCUUUGGGAUUCAUAUAGAACACAAACUGUCACCAAAUGACAUAGAAAAAUUGCUGAAACGGAAAUGGAAGUAUAGAUGGAAUAUGCCUGCCUUAGACUCAAGCUGUGGUAUAUGGAUGGGCACCGGAGAUCGUUUUUCGGAGGAUUCUGCUUCCACUGCUCCUUAUGAUCUCAAAUUAAAGCUGUACAAGCACUGGUUGGAGGUUUAUAAUACAUCUGGGGGCAAAAAAUUUCAGUCUUCGAAGCAAAGAUUCUUUUUCUCCCUUUGCAACAGCUACAGAGAUAUACUUCACCAUCACAAGAAGCCCUUCUAUCAUAAGGGGUCAGACGAGGAUUCAUGUAUCAUGGAUGCGUAUAUUAUGCAUUCGCUUAAUCAUGUCUUCAGAACUAGGGAUCUUAUCACAAAAAAUGAUGCUAAAUUAUCGAAGCACCAGGAAACUGCUAGGGAAGAAGUCAUAAAUAGUGAGGAUUUCCUUGAUCAAGGCUUCACUCGACCAAAAGUGCUUAUUCUGCUGCCACUAGCAAGCAUUGCUCACCGUCUUGUGAAGAGGCUUUUACAAUUGACGCCUUCGGCACAUAAGGUCAAUGUGGAAUAUAUGGAUCGGUUUGACAAGGAGUUUGGAACUGACUUCGAAGAAGACGAGGAUGAUGUUGAUGCCAAGGACUUAAAGCUCAAGAGGCCUUCAAAACCUUCCGACCAUCAGGCACUUUUUGGUGCUGGUUAUAAUGAUCAUUUUAUGGUUGGGAUAAAGUUUACAAGGAAGAGUGUAAGGUUGUAUAGUGACUUCUAUUCAUCAGAUAUGAUCGUGGCGUCACCUCUUGGCUUGAUUACUAAAAUUGGGGAAGCCGAGGCAAACAAGGAAAAAGAUGUUGACUAUCUCUCCUCAAUAGAGAUUCUAGUUGUAGAUCACGCAGACAUAAUCUCUAUGCAGAACUGGUCCUUCGCGAAUACAGUUAUCGAACAUCUUAAUCUUUUGCCUCAUAAGCAACAUGGAGGUGACAUCAUGCGUAUCAGACAAUGGUAUUUGGAUGCACGUGCACAGUUUUACCGACAAACAAUUAUAUUAAGCUCUUAUAUUAAUCCAGACAUAAAUGCUUUGUUCAAUCGCCAUUGUCUCAACUUUCAAGGGAAGCUGAGAUUGUCUUGUGAACACAAGGGUGUGUUGCCCAAAGUUAUACUGGAAGUGAGACAGGUUUAUGAGCGCUUUGAUUCAGAUUCCAUAGCUGAAGAUGACAGUGCUCGUUUGGAUUACUUUAUCAAAAAGGUAUUUCCGAAGAUAAAGGAUUCUAUCCAGGGUGGAAUCAUGCUAUUUAUAAGUUCCUAUUUCGAAUUUGUCCGCAUCCGGAAUUUCUUGAAAUCCCAAAAUGCAUCUUUCUGUCUGUUAGGCGAGUAUACAAAGCCAGCAGAUAUUUCUCGUGCGAGAAAUUGGUUCAUCAAGGGACAGCGAAAGAUCAUGCUCUACACUGAGAGAUCCCAUUUUUACCAUCGUUACAAGAUCCGUGGGAUCCAGAAUCUAAUUAUUUAUUCUCUUCCAGAGAGGAAGGAAUUUUACCCUGAGGUUCUGAAUAUGCUUGAAGGAUCUCAGAACAUGACCUGUACAGUACUCUUCUCGCUCUUUGACCAGCUACGGCUUGAGAGAGUUGUUGGAAGUGCUGCAGCAAAGAGGAUGGCAUCAUCAGAAAAGAGCCUUUUUAUCUUCAAAUGAGAGGUUGUAGCUACUUGUUCUAUAGCUGUUGUGUACUGGAUGUAGAGAAUAUAUACUUUAGGUGCACUAGAUUUUAUUUAUUUAUCGGAGUGAUAUCCUUGUAAUCACAAAAGAUGUUCUGAAUUGCAUUUAGAAUGCAGACAGCAGGCAUGUAAAAGAAAUUUUGAGUACAAAUCAUUUUUGUCCAUUCA